Anthostomella pinea is the source of this 852-nucleotide messenger RNA. The record is from the annotation of a GenBank genome assembly. Lineage: Eukaryota; Fungi; Ascomycota; Sordariomycetes; Xylariales; Xylariaceae.
AUGGGUCCUCCGUUGCGUCCGAUGAAGCACAUUGAUCGAAAAUAUCUCUACACGAAUCUCGAAACCCGGAUCCAGUACCUCCACUCAUUCCUAGACUUCAGUUCAAGGGAUAUUGAGGCACUCAUAUCAGGAGCCAAGUACAUCAAGGCCCUCAUUCCGGCCCUAGUCAACAUCGUCUACCACAAGCUUCUCCAAUACGACAUCACAGCCCGCGCAUUCGAGACGCGGAGUACAAGCUAUGAGGGGCCCGUCGACCCGAACCUGAGCGACAACAGUCCCCAGAUCAUGCAUCGCAAGAUGUUCUUGCGGGCGUAUCUGAACAAGCUUUGUUCCGACCCCAGCGAGAUGGAGUUCUGGUACUAUCUGGACAAAGUCGGCAUGAUGCACGUGGGUCAAGGGCGGAAGCACCCGUUGCAUAUCGAAUACGUCCACAUCGGAGUCUGCCUGUCGUUCAUCCAGGACACUCUCACCGAGGCGCUCCUCGGCCAUCCAAGGCUCAAGAUGGACAGGAAGAUUGCGCUCGUAAAGGCGCUGGGCAAGGUGAUUUGGAUACAGAACGACCUGUUUGCCAAGUGGUACGUUCGAGACGGAGACGAAUUCGCGGAGGAAAGUGAGGCGCCUGAGGUCGAGAAGGAGGGCUACCUGUUUGGGAAGAAGAUCUUGGAUGAUGUGGAAGAAGAACCGUCAGAUGCUGACAAUGGUGGUUCUUGUCCCUUCUCGGGUAUCACGAAGGGCAUGAGCGCCGUUAGCGUUGAAGGUGGCACAGAAGAACCAGCGUCGGGUGCAGGCCAAGAUGAGACGACGAGGACGGCGGGAUCUACGGAAGAGCUUCAUGGUGAGAAACCCGCCUGA